Molecule: messenger RNA, 2439 nt
Organism: Lecanosticta acicola
Lineage: Eukaryota; Fungi; Ascomycota; Dothideomycetes; Mycosphaerellales; Mycosphaerellaceae
Source: the annotation of a GenBank genome assembly
AUGACCGUCGCGAUGGAGAAGGAGAAUAUUCCACCGCAAUCCGCAAAAGCGCGAACACGAGUCUACGGCGGCACACCCCAAUCCACCGAUCGCCUGUUCAAGCCCUUCAAGUGUCCCGGCGCCAAUACACCGUCCCGAGUAUCAGACAAACCCGCGCGCAAGAGACGAAAGGUCGACUAUGGUGGCGCGGAUGCCAGUGAGGAUGCCGACAAGCCUUAUACCAACGAGGAUCGCCUGGCAUUGACAACGCGCGACGUCAAUCGUUUCCCAGUCUUCAAACCGAAAGAUAAAGACACGGCAUUCAGGUCACGAUUCUCGGUGCCGCUGAAGAACAAAGACUUGACAUCAUACAAUGCUGUCAGACCACCUCCUUUGCUAGGUCUACGACAAGGAGCUGUCUUCAUUGCAAAACCACUGCAUGAUCCCAGCGGAGAGUUCGCCAUCGUCCUGUUCGACCCUACGGUUGAUGGAAAGCCGGAACCUAAGGCAAUCGAAGAUGGCGAAGACAAGAAGGACGAAGGGGUGGAGAAAGAACAGCAGAAGCUAGAUGAGCCUUUGAUGCACAAGAGCCUUGCGGACAUCCUCGGCAUCAAGAAGAAAGUCGACGGUGAGCGGCCCAAAGUGCCCGUCGUCAUUGAUCCAAGACUGGCACAAAAGCUUCGCCCGCAUCAAGUUGAGGGGGUGAAGUUCUUGUACAAAUGUACGACGGGUCUCAUCGAUCCCACUGCAGAGGGCUGCAUCAUGGCUGAUGAAAUGGGUCUCGGCAAAACGCUGCAGUGCAUUACUUUGAUGUGGACACUUCUGAAGCAGGCCCCCGAGGCUGGAAAGAGCACGAUCCAAAAAUGCAUUGUUGCAUGUCCAUCUAGUCUGGUACGCAAUUGGGCCAACGAACUUGUCAAAUGGCUGGGCCCGGAUGCAAUCACUCCUUUCGCAGUCGACGGCAAAGCUUCGAAAGAGGAACUCACCCAGCAAAUGCGCGGAUGGGCUUCCGCUACUGGCCGUGCUGUCACCCGACCGGUGCUGAUCAUUUCUUACGAGACCCUGCGAUUGUACGUCGACGAGCUGCGUAACGCACCGAUAGGUCUCAUGCUGUGCGAUGAGGGCCACCGUCUCAAGAAUGGUGAAAGUCAGACCUUUGAGGCUCUCAAUGGCCUCAACGUACGCAAACGUGUUAUUCUGUCCGGCACUCCCAUUCAGAAUGAUCUGUCAGAAUACUUUGCCUUACUAAACUUCGCCAACCCAGGCUACCUCGGAACCCGGCAAGACUUCCGCAAGCAAUUUGAAAUACCCAUUCUCCGUGGACGCGAUGCAGACGGGACCGAUGCCGACCGACAAAAGGGCGACGAGCGUCUCAAGGACCUGCUCACACUCGUCAACAAAUUUAUCAUUCGACGCACAAACGACAUUCUUUCCAAAUACCUGCCGGUCAAGUAUGAACAUGUCGUCUUUUGCAACCUUGCACCAUUCCAGCUGGACCUGUACAAUUACUUCAUCAAAUCUCCAGAGAUCCAAAGCUUGCUCCGUGGCAAAGGUAGCCAACCGCUGAAAGCCAUCGGCCUGCUGAAGAAGCUUUGCAAUCAUCCAGACUUGCUUAAUCUCCCGUACGAUCUUCCCGGAUGUGAGGAGCACUUUCCCGAGGACUACGUACCGAAAGACUCACGAGGUCGGGAUCGUGAUGUCAAACCCUGGUACUCUGGCAAGAUGCAGGUGCUAGAUCGCAUGUUAGCCCGCAUCCGCCAGGAUACCAACGACAAGAUUGUGUUGAUUUCCAACUAUACUCAAACGUUGGAUGUUUUUGAGAAGUUGUGCCGCAACCGCAGCUAUGGAUGUCUCCGCCUUGACGGCACUAUGAACGUCAACAAACGACAGAAGCUUGUCGAUAAAUUUAACGAACCUGAGGGCGCAGAGUUCGUCUUCCUCUUGUCAUCCAAGGCUGGUGGCUGCGGCCUGAACCUCAUAGGCGCCAAUCGAUUGGUGCUUUUCGACCCUGACUGGAACCCAGCGGCGGAUCAGCAGGCUCUCGCUCGUGUGUGGCGUGACGGACAGAAGAAAGACUGUUUUGUUUACCGCUUCAUCGCCACGGGCACCAUCGAGGAGAAGAUUUUCCAGCGACAAUCGCACAAACAAUCGCUCUCAUCCUGCGUCGUUGACUCUGCCGAAGACGUCGAACGCCACUUCAGUCUGGACUCUCUCCGCGAGCUUUUCCAGUACCGUCCCGGAACCACCAGCGACUCCCACGACACUUUCAAAUGCAAGCGUUGUAAGGAUGGCAGACAGUUCAUCAAGGCGCCGGCGAUGCUGUAUGGAGAUACGAGCAGUUGGAAUCACUUUACUAAUGAGGGCGAGGCGGGACCUAUGGCUCGGAUCCAGGAUCUCUUGUUGCGACAGGAGUGCUCGGAGAGGGAUGUCAGCGCUGUAUUUCAGUAUAUCAGUCAUUGA